Molecule: messenger RNA, 1114 nt
Organism: Elaeis guineensis (African oil palm)
Lineage: Eukaryota; Viridiplantae; Streptophyta; Magnoliopsida; Arecales; Arecaceae
Product: cold-regulated 413 inner membrane protein 1, chloroplastic
Cellular component (GO): membrane
Source: RefSeq, a predicted model, not a curated record
UCUCCCCGUCUGUCCGGACUCACGUGUACUCUGACGCUGCUCCUCUUCUCUGCCUCCCCACACCGCCUUUCACUCCACUCACCAAUAUCGCUUCGAUUCUUGAUUCUCUGAGUCGAAACUCGAUUGAUUGAUCCCAGAAGAGAGGAAUUGAAUCCCGUAAUGUCCCUUCUCCAAUUCUCCUUGCCCUCGCCCUCCUUCGCCACUGCCAUCCCUCAUCCCAAGCUCAAACCUAAUAACACUGGCCCAAACCUCUCCUUCGUCAACGGCAUCACCACCCUGUCCCGGAGAUCCGAUCGCUUAUUAAGGGUGGUUUUGCCGGCGGGGUCAUCGAGGAGGCAUGGGAGGCGAUGCCGAGGGACUGUCUGCUACACCGCGCCGGUCAGUCCCCAGACGCUGCAGUGGGUUUCCGCUGUCUCUGCCGCGGUAUUAAUGCUGGCUAAAGGCACUACCAUCCAAAAAUCAUUUCUUGUUCCUCUGUUUGCUCUACAAGCACCUGCGAGCAUCAUCUCAUGGAUUAAGGGCAAAUAUGGCACUUGGACUGUUUUUCUGGCACUUCUGGUCCGCUUAUUCUACUUCAUUCCAGGGGAACUGGUUCUGCCUUUCUUAGCAAUGCUGCUUGUGAUAGUGGCUCCUUAUCAAACUAUGAGCCUUAGAGGAACUCAAGCUGGUACAAUUAUUUCCUUGGCAAUCGCUGGGUUUUUGGCUUUUCAACAUUUCUCAAGGAUGGGAAGUUUACGAAGAGCAUUUGACCAAGGAUCAAUUGUUGCAACCUUGGCUGUCAUCUGCAUUACUAUUGUUCCAUGCUUGUUUCUGUUAUGAUCUUAUUUGCAUCAAGAAGCCUUCAAGUGGAUAAGGAAAUGAAAAAAGCUGUUGAAGAAGACUAGCCCUCUCGUAGCUUUCUGAAAAGGUUCCAAAAGUAAGAUCUGUGAUGAUAUAUGUUGAAAGAUAAGUGAAACAUCAUUUAUAGAGCUGUCCAAAAUUUUCAAGAGUUAAGCAACAAGUAUUAGAAUCUCUGCAUAUGAUGAUAUAUAUUGUGAUUUACAUGCUAGUAUCAUAAAAACUUCAAGGAAGUGCCAUGAUUUUAUUAUUAAUUUGAUCUCCCUUUCUUAUUGCA